AUGUCUACAAUCCAAUGCACUUUAUUCUCUGGUGCUACCAAUGAUAUCGUUUUGUUAAAACCGGAGUUAAACGCAAGAUCCGUUCCUACUUUGACAGCCCCUCUCAAGGCUGGCGAUGCUGUUGUAUUUAGAGAUCACAGAAAAGUCAAGGCAGAAGACAUUAUUGGGCAACCAUAUAGAUCAGUUGUAGCUGGUGGGAGAAGAGCUCUAUUUCGAAUUUAUGAACCGACACUUGGUCAAUAUUGUGAUAAUUCUCCAAGGGUAGUCACACCCAUUUACUCUGCAGAUGCAAAUUUGAUUGUUUCUUUGUUGGACCUCAAUUUCAGAGCAGUACCAUCUGCUGAAUCUGCAAUCACUGAAGAGAAAGAAAGAUUAUCUCCUUCCAGACCGCUUGGAAGCGAAGAAUCUGCUGUUUCAGAAGAUGGAGAGAAUCAAGAGUCGGUGGAAGGUGACCUCUUGAAGUCCACAGAACCCCCCAACAAAGACAACAUCUAUGAACCUCUCGAGGAAAUUAUUGACAGUGAAAUUGUAGAGGGUUGGGAUACCGUGCAAUAUGAUACUGGAAACUUAGAAAUUUUUGAGGCUGGUACUGGUCACGGUUCAUUGACAUUACAUCUUGCACGAGCAAUUCAUGGUGCGAACACAAGAGCUCCAGCAAUCCCAAAACUUCCCAAAACCAAGGGAAAGGUUGACGCAGAUGAUGAUAUCUACAGGCAUGGCGGUAGAUCUAGCGGGAGAAACGUGAAAACGAUGGAGCUAUAUGAAGAAUGGCGUUCUCGGCGACGAGCUGUGAUUCAUACCCUAGAUUCGGACGAGCACCACUCGAGACAUGCGCAAAAGACUGUCAGAAAUUACCGCCACGGAGCAUAUUUCCCACACGUCGAUUUUCAUAUUGGCAGUAUUCACACUUACCUCUCAAAGCGAUUGGCAGAGACCAAGGAUGUGUUCCUCGAUCAUGCCAUCUUAGAUAUACCGGCUACUCAGGACGAAAUGGAAAUUCUCGGAAAAUGUAUCAAACCCGAUGGGCGUUUGAUUACAUGGUGUCCUAGUAUCACACAACAUAUGAAGUGUCUGGAAACAGUGAAAGGGAAGAAGUUGCCUUUUGUUUUGGACAAGAUACUAGAGGUGGGAUCGCAACUUAGCACUGGAGGCCGAGAAUGGGAAGUGAGACAAGUGAAGCCACGAGCACUAAUCAAAGCCGAAAAAAAGAAAAUGGGGGAAAAAUUAGCGCAAGCUGACAAAGACGACGCAAACUUUGCUGUUGACGCAUUUCUUUCUCAAAUGUCGGACAAGAAGCCUGAAACAUCUGCCACCAGUGAGUAUAGUUUCGAAUUGAGUGAAGAUGGGGAAAAUUCAGGGUCGAAAAGUGAUGCUGCUCAGGCAGGCACAUUGGAAGCGGACGAUCUCACCGAUACGGCAGGAUGGGAAAUGAUAUGCAGACCUAAGGUUGGAGAUAAAAUAAAUGGCGGAGGAUUCAUUGGAGUUUGGAAGAAGAUGGACAUGACGGUUCGCACAGCGACACAACUUGGUGCCCUUGCUCUAUUUACAAUCAUCGUCUUGUGGUUCCUGGACAACCAAUAUCGAGUUCUUCCUUCUGCGAUUCAUGAUUAUAUGCCAGCGCAUCAUCCGGGACUGGUCAUUACGGAUAUCACUGUCACCAAAUGUUCCAAAAUAAACCUCUUUACAAGCUGCAAGCUCGAUUCGGAUAAAUGGCAUCGCAUAGAGAAGGAUUUAUAUCUGGGGCGGGGUUGGGUUAAUAGCGCUUAUAUGCAUGUGCAGAGAAAGAAAGAAGAAGAGCUUACGUCGGAAGAUAAGGUUGUUAUGGAUGUUAGUGUUGGGAGAUUGGAUCCAGCGACUGCUACGAAAGGCGAGAGCGACGAGAGAUGGGAAUCAAGACCUGCUGGAUUAUGGCUGAAACGAUCGGCGAAGCGCCACGCGAGCGACUCGAAUAAGGCGGUUAAUUCAGUGGACGUAUUAUUUGGUGCCGAUGCUGUAGAUCCAAGAGAUGGAUGGGAAAUGACUGGCACACCGUUGUUGCUGGAUUCUUCUGGGGAAGUACAGGAAGCCAGGCUCAGCAUAAGGAGGGGCAAACUCAUGACGCCAAUCAAACCAACGCCUCGAAUAAGGGACAAUGGAAAAUUUAAGAUCCUACAAGCGGCAGACUUACACUUGAGUACAGGGACUGGAGAAUGUAGAGAUGCAAUGCCUGAGGAUGGUGGGAAUUGCGAAGCUGAUCCUAGGACAUUAGAAUUUGUUGGAAGAAUACUUGAUGAAGAAAAGCCGGACAUGAUUAUUCUUAGUGGUGAUCAAAUCAAUGGAGAAACGGCACCGGAUGCACAGAGUGCCAUCUUUAAAUAUGCAGAGUUGUUCAUCAAACGCAAAAUCCCAUUUGCGACAAUAUUCGGUAAUCACGAUGAUGAAGGAUCUUUACCCCGAGCUCAACAAAUGGCACUAGUCGAGUCUCUUCCAUACUCGUUAUCUGAAGCUGGUCCAGAAGAACUCGAAGGAGUAGGAAACUACAUCGUUGAAGUUCUCGCACAAGGUGGCUCGAAGCAUUCUGCUUUGACAAUCUACCUACUGGAUACUCAUUCCUAUUCACCUGACGAGAGAUCAUUUAAAGGAUAUGAUUGGUUGAAAAAGAACCAGAUUGAUUGGUUCAAACAAACUGCCGAAGGGCUGAAAAGGGCCCAUGAAGGGUAUACUCAUAUUCAUAUGGAUCUUGCCUUUAUCCACAUCCCAUUGCCCGAGUAUAGAGAUGAUACUCUUUACAAAGUGGGCGAGUGGCGAGAAGGGGUUACCGCACCAGGGUUCAAUUCCGGGUUUCGGGAUGCUCUUGUAGAACAGGGUGUCGUAAUGGUUAGUUGUGGGCAUGACCAUGCAAAUGAAUACUGCUCUCUUUCUCUAAAGGAAGACAAAUCUCCAGCUCUCUGGAUGUGUUAUGGUGGUGGCGCGGGAUUUGGAGGCUAUGGCGGUUAUGGCGGAUAUCAUCGCCGACUCCGUCUUUUUGAAAUCGACAUGAAUGAAGCGAAGAUAGUGACCUACAAACGCCUCGAGUACGGAGAUGUAGAGAAGCGAAUCGAUGAACAGAUAUUAGUUGAGGGCGGAAAACCAAUAACUCCAUCUCCAUAA
Molecule: messenger RNA, 3129 nt
Organism: Sclerotinia borealis F-4128
Lineage: Eukaryota; Fungi; Ascomycota; Leotiomycetes; Helotiales; Sclerotiniaceae
Source: the annotation of a GenBank genome assembly